Molecule: messenger RNA, 1779 nt
Organism: Panonychus citri (citrus red mite)
Lineage: Eukaryota; Metazoa; Arthropoda; Arachnida; Trombidiformes; Tetranychidae
Product: transcription factor E2F4-like
Exons: 2
Coding region: 138-1646 (502 amino acids)
Biological process (GO): regulation of transcription by RNA polymerase II
Cellular component (GO): RNA polymerase II transcription regulator complex
Molecular function (GO): protein dimerization activity; DNA-binding transcription factor activity, RNA polymerase II-specific; RNA polymerase II cis-regulatory region sequence-specific DNA binding
Source: RefSeq, a predicted model, not a curated record
AUUUGAUUUUGUUUUCACAUUUAGUCAAUUUUGUUUUUUACUUUUCUUGCCUUAUAUUUAUUAUUAUUUUGAUUGUUUGGAAAAUUAAUUUUUUUCUCUAGUUAUCUUUAUUUAGUUGUUCAAAUUAAUCGUUGAUCAUGUCUGACCUUAAUAGCUUUGUUAAUGAGAUUGGAACUCGGCAUGAAAAAAGCUUAGGUCUUUUAACCACACGAUUUGUAUCACUUUUACAAGACGCCAAGGAUGGAAUCUUAGAUUUAAAAAUGGCGGCUGAUACUUUGGCUGUGAGACAGAAACGUCGUAUUUAUGAUAUAACUAACGUUUUAGAAGGUAUUGGACUUAUAGAGAAAAAGUCUAAGAAUUCGAUUCAAUGGCUUGGAGCUGGUCCUGGUUGUAAUACACGAGAAAUUACUGAUCAACUUUUAGCGCUUAAAGAGGAGCUCAUUGAACUUGAGAAUAAGGAAAUGGAAUUAGAUCAACAUUUCUCUUGGGCGAAACAGUCUAUCUUCAAUAUUAUGGAUGAUACAAGUAAUAAAGUUUAUUCUUGGGUUAAACAUCAUGAUCUUUGUGAUGCGUUUUCUGGUGACACUUUACUAUUAGUACAAGGACCUGUUGGUACACAGUUGGAGGUACAUCUUCCUGAUGCAUCUCGACAAUCUGGUGAACCUAAAAAAGCUAAAUUACAUUUGAAAUCUAAAAAUGGACCUAUUGAAGUUUCUCUCGUUAACAAGUAUUCGGAAACUCAAGAACCUCAAGAAAUAUCUUUAUCAAAUCGAGAAAUUGUAAAUCUUCCUGGAUCAUCAAAUGAAGAAGCUGAAGAUGAAAUGGAAUUCAUAGAGAGCGAUAGAAAUGCAGAUGAAGAAUUAGAGGCAAAUGAAGAAGAUGAACCAGAGGAACCUGAAGGAGAUGAAGAAGAAGAAGAAGAGGAAGAAUUAGAAGAAGGAGAUGAUCAAGCCGAAGAUGAUCCAGUUGAUCAAAAUGAUGAAGAAGAAUCAAUGGAGGAAGACUUACCGGAAGAGGAGGAAAGAAUUCACAAUACCCGAUCACAGCCCGUUCGACAAUUAUCUCCACGUAAAGCUGCCCAACGUCACCUUUUCAUCUCUUCCAGAAGAGAAACAAAUAAAAAGGGUAAAAAAGUUGCCGUUCAAAAGAAAGAAGCCUCACCUGUGAGAAAAAUAUCUCUAAGAGGUCGAGGUAAAGAAAAAGAAAAAGAAAAGGAAAAAGAGAAAGAGAAAAGAACUACAAUAUCUCCUUCUAAAGAAACCACCAAAGAGAAAAUCAAAGAAAAAGAAAAGCUAAAAGAACCGUUAGAAAAAUUGACCACCAGAACUCGAAGUCGAGGCAGACAAAGUACAACAAUUACUCCAAUUGAAACCGAAACCGAAAACGACGAAACAGCCAAAAGUCAAGACACCGAAAAUAUUCCUGUUAAUAUUAAUAAAACACCGACGGCAACUCGACGACGAAUCAAAACUCCUCUUGAGUAUCAAGAAAUCAUACCUGAUGUAUUACAACCGCUGGUGAAAUUGAGUCCACCGCCAUCAGGAAGAGACUAUUGUUUCAAUCUGGACAAAGGCGAAGGUGUUGUUGAUCUGUUCGAGAUCAAAGACAAUCAACAACAAGAAUCCCAACAAGAUGAACAGAGUUAAUCAAUAAUCUUCAGCCAAACACAAACAUUGAUCAUGUUUAUCUUUCUCUCUCUCUCUCACUUUCCUCUAAUUCCAAUCUCAAUUAACUAGACAAUGAACACACAUAUAUAAAUACAAUUAUUACUUAUAAUUA